AUGGGCGAACAUGCUUUGCCUUGCGGAACGCGUUCGCUCUCCUUCAUCUCCUCGCCUCUUAUUUUUACAAUCCUCCCUUGGUCGCAUUCACGACAUUCCCGGCGCGAGUCCCAUUCCCACCGUCCUCCCCGCGUGUACCGCCCCGUCCUCCCCGCGUGUACCGCCCCGUCCUCCCCGCGUGUACCGCCCCGUCCUCCCCGCGUGUACCGCCCCGUCCUCCCCGCGUGUACCGCCCCGUCCUCCCCGCGUGUACCACCCCGUCCUCCCCGCGUGUACCACCCCGUCCUCCCCGCGUGUACCACCCCGUCCUCCCCAUGCCGCAAACUCCCAUCCACACACGCCCUGCCGCCUUCUCCCAUCCGUAUGCGCAUCCGUAUUUCCUACCUCAACCCCCCGCUUUCAUUCUCCCUUCCUCGUGCUCCCCCUUUCAGUCUCCUCGCCGUGCCUGUGGUUCUUCGUGGUGCUCGUUUUGAGUGGGCGACGGUAGCUCAUCACAUGGCGACCUUUGGCAUCGAGGCGCAAGAUGUAGUUCGCAUCAUCCUACAGUUCUGCAAGGAGAACGCGCUGCAGCAGACGCUACAGGCGCUGCAGGACGAGUGCCAGGUGCCGCUCAACACGGUCGACUCCCUGGAGACCUUCGCCGCUGACGUCAGUAACGGCCGCUGGGACGCCGUGCUCCCGCAGGUGGCCCAGCUGAAGCUUCCGAGAAAGAAGCUGGAGGACCUGUACGAGCAGAUCAUUUUGGAGCUGGCGGAGUUGAGGGAGACGGAGACGGCCAAGUCCAUCCUCAGACAGACGCCCACCAUGCUCGCCAUGCGCCAGGACCAACCAGACCGCUAUCUGAAGCUGGACCAUCUGCUGGCGCGGGCAUACUUCGACCCCCGCGAGGCAUACGGGGAUUCCACCAAGGAGAGGAGACGAGCAGAGAUCGCACAUGGCCUAUCGCAGGAGGUGACUGUGGUGCCCCCCUCGCGUCUCAUGGUGCUGCUAGGCCAGGCGCUCAAGUGGCAGCAGCACCAAGGUCUGCUUCCCCCCGGCACGCAGUUUGAUCUGUUCCGAGGAACAGCAGCAGUGAAGGCGGAUGAGGAUGAGGCAUACCCCACACAGCUCCUGCACACCAUCAAGUUUGGAAAAAAGAGUCAUCCCGAAUCGGCUCGCUUUGCUCCUGACGGCCAGUGCCUUGCGUCCUCCUCCAUCGAUGGAUUUAUCGAGGUAUGGGACUUCCUCUCAGGCAAGCUCAAGAAGGACCUGCAGUACCAAGCAGAGGCAACGUUCAUGAUGCAUGAGGAGGCAGUGCUGUGUGUGGGGUGGAGCCGGGACUCGGAGAUGCUGGCCUCGGGGUCACAGGACGGCAAAAUCAAGGUGUGGCGGGUGCGCACAGGGCAGUGUCUGAGGCGCUUUGACAAGGCGCACUCACAGGGAGUCACCUCGGUGGCGUUCUCUCGGGAUGGCAGUCACCUGCUCAGCGCCUCCUUUGAUGGCACCGCCAGGGUGCACGGGCUCAAGUCAGGGAAGACCCUCAAGGAGUUUCGAGGGCACACCUCUUUCGUCAACGAUGCUCUAUAUUCUGCUGAUGGUGGUCGUGUUAUCACUGCCUCCUCCGAUGGCUCUGUCAAGGUGUGGGACGUCAAGUCACUCGAGUGCUUGCACACGUUCAAGCCGCCACCACCCCUCCGAGGCGGCGACGCGUCAGUGAAUUCGGUGCUCCUCUCUCCCCGCAACGUGGACCAUGUGUUUGUGUGCAACCGCUCCUCCUCCGUGUUUCUCAUGACGCUGCAGGGCCAGGUGGUGCGGAGCUUCACAUCAGGCAAGAGGGAGGGCGGUGACUUUGUGGCGGCGUGCCUGUCCCCCAAGGGCGACUGGAUCUACUGCAUGGGCGAGGAUGCCAACAUGUACUGCUUCAGCUUUCAGAGUGGCAAGCUAGAGCAUCUCAUGAAGGUGCAUGACAAGGAUGUCAUAGGCAUCACCCACCAUCCCCAUCGCAACCUCAUUGCAACCUACAGCGAAGAUUGCACCCUCAAGCUAUGGCAGCCAUAG
Molecule: messenger RNA, 2037 nt
Organism: Closterium sp. NIES-65
Lineage: Eukaryota; Viridiplantae; Streptophyta; Zygnematophyceae; Desmidiales; Closteriaceae
Source: the annotation of a GenBank genome assembly